AUGGCGAGGCCACGGAUUGUACGGGCUGACACCCUUGACCUCCAAGACCACAACGCUCCUUCAGCUAAAGAUCACACGCGACAACCUACUCACUCAUCUGGAGUCGCCCCUCACCAGGAGCAAACCCUUCGCCAUGCGGACGAGGAUAUCAAAUCCGAAAUGAUGCACGGUCCCGGCGCUGAAGACGGCCAUCCGGAAGCUGGAUACGGCGAUGGGAUUGAUAUAUACGAUGACGAUGAUGAUAUUGAGGAAGUGGACGAACUGGGACACCAUCAUCACAAGGGUGAUUCUGGGGGUUCCGAGGAAGGCGAUCUUGCGGAUGGGGAGAGCGACGACAUGAUGGACGACGAUCUCAUGGACAAGAUCUCAAGCUCUCCAUCGAUUGAUGACGAGGACAUCGAUUUUGAAUUUGUUUAUGCCCUUCACAACUUUUUUGCGACCGUUGACGGACAAGCAAAUGCGGCGAAGGGUGAUACUAUGGUUCUCUUGGACGAUAGCAACAGCUACUGGUGGCUUGUUAGGAUCGUGAAGGAUGGCAGUAUUGGUUACUUGCCAGCCGAACACAUUGAGACGCCCACGGAGAGGUUGGCAAGAUUGAAUAAACACAGAAAUGUAGAUUUGUCCGCAACCAUGCUUGGCGACAAUUCGGAAAAGUCAAAGAAUCCGCUGAAGAAAGCAAUGCGCCGCAGAAAUGCAAAGACCGUUACUUUCACAAGCCCAACAUACAUCGAAGCAUCUGAUGUUGAAUACUCGACCGAAGAAGAAAUGGACGACGAUAUUUCUUUCCAAGACGAAGAUAUGGCCCGGGAGGAUGCGGAUCACUUACAGGAUGGUCAAAAUGAAGACAUUGUCGUCAAGCCUCUCAGGCCCAAGUCGAAGGAUAGAGGAUUCGAAGAAGACGACAUUCAGGAAGUGCAAGAGCCUGACAGCGCUGGUCUCGACAAACAGCGGUCCAGCCAGGAAAUAUUUGAAACGGAAGCGGACAAUGCUGUCAGCAGGUCCAGAAAUGGCACUGUGCGGAAUACAGACUCCUUCUUCAAGGAUGAUACUGUUGAAACUAAGAAGAUCUCUCUGACACCCAACCUGCUUCGGGAUGAAAACUCAUCCGGUGAGGCGAAAGAGAGUCGCGGCAGCAUGGAGGCGAUCGACAAGGCGCUCAGCGCUAUUGACAAGAACAAGGAUGACAAGAAACGCAAAGACAAGAAGCCAGGAAUGCUCAGCGGUCUGUUCAAAAGGAAAGAUAAGAAGACCAAGUCUAACGAUGAGGACACGGAUGAAGCGGAAAAGACCUCAACGGAGCUGUCUCGGACAUCCCCACAACCGAAGACAUCGUCGGAUUCUUUGUCCUCUCCCGAAUCUGCUCGAUCGCCCAAACCCUUGGUGGUGCAGAGACAGACCAGCAAGUUGCAGAAGCAACCCCCUUCGGCUAUGUCUCCAACUAGGCAAGACAUAUUCCAGGAAGCUGGUCUUCAAAGUCCCGUCGAUGCUAGAGAAGAGCCGAGACCAGUCAUGAGUUCGAAGGAUCAAACCAUCCGACAAGUAACAUCGGAAGAGGAUGACGAUAUCCCAUCAUCUCCUCCCCUGGGGCCUUUUGACGACAGCCAGGAAGCUAUGUUGUCUUCUGCCCGUGUGCCAAGUCCUUCAAAGAAGCCAGCUUUGACUCCACUCGAUCACCAGGAAUACCCAUCCACUGACAUCCAGAAAACCUGGGAGGAGGAUGUUUCUGAGAACACUUAUUCUCAACAACGUUCUGUGGCGUCUCCUCCACAGAGAUUCCCGCCGAAGCAGGUGUUGAACUACCAGCCCCAGCGUCUAGACUCGCCCCUCAGCGGUUCUCCGCUGGAAGGGCCGGUUUCACCUCUUACACCAGGAUUGGUGGCAGGCCUGCCAUCCCCUGGGAGACACUCGGUCUCAUCGGUGUCCCCGCCUUUAUCUCCUAUUGCUGGUGACAGCGAUCACAGAGGCAUCGACGCCGUACCUGCGUCGUUUGAGACUGCGUCUGCUGGAACACCGACUUGGAGCGAUGCUAGCUUGCGGUCGUACUUGGAUGACGAGAACGACAUCCGCGAUCUAUUUAUCAUUGUCCACGACAACUCUAACAUCCCGCCUGCCGGUCCUGACCACCCGAUUACUGGCUGUCUCUUCAAGGAAGAGAGUAAGAGGCUAAGGGAGAUGACCAGCCAGCUGGAUGCGAUGCUCGCUGAGUGGGUAGGCCGGAGGACGCGGAGUGCGGCGAGCAAAUAA
This is a messenger RNA of Aspergillus piperis CBS 112811, 2244 nucleotides long. RefSeq names its product SH3 domain-containing protein. Gene Ontology annotation, biological process: establishment or maintenance of actin cytoskeleton polarity. NCBI's taxonomy places the organism in Eukaryota, Fungi, Ascomycota, Eurotiomycetes, Eurotiales, Aspergillaceae. Gene Ontology annotation, molecular function: protein binding. The record is from RefSeq and is a predicted model, not a curated record. Bases 1 to 2244 code for a protein of 747 amino acids. The transcript is spliced from 7 exons. Gene Ontology annotation, cellular component: microtubule cytoskeleton; cell tip.